AUGAAUAUACACGACUUGCCUGAUGAAAUUUUACUUCGUAUUUUAAACAAACUGAAUAAUAUUGAUAUACUCUAUUCACUUGUGAAUGUAAAUCAACGAUUUGAUAGAUUAGCACUUGAUUCUAUUUACAUUCGUGAUCUUGAUUUUACAGUUAAUGAUAUAUCUGAAGAAUGUCAUCAAUUUUUCGAUCGAUUUUCUACAAGUAUCUUACCUCGAAUUCAUCAUCAAAUAAAAAAACUUACUCUUGAACAAUUUUCAAUAGAACGUCUUCUAUAUAUUGUUGAUUAUCCUCAACUUUAUUCAUUAUCACUUGUUUUUUCUCAACCGGAAACAAUUUUUAAAUAUUUAAUAGGUGAUACAAUACUUAUUCGUCUUCUUACUAAACAAAUUACUCAUUUUAAUCUAAAGAUCAAUUCCAGAACAAUUGAAUCAUUUGAUAGAUAUGAACCGACUUUGUUUGCAAUGAUAUUAUCAUUUGCCAAAUGUUUAACCGAUUUCACUUUUCUACAAUCCAUUCGAGAUCCUUUAAUAAAUUCAAUUUUUAAUCUAUUUUCAACAAAUUGUGUAUCGUCAACUUUGACUAAAUUAAAAAUUGAUGUUAAUACUCUCGACGACUGUCUUUAUAUUCUUGAUGGACGAUCCGAUUGUUUAUCGACAUUAAUUAUUGAUAUAGAAACAAUUGGACCUCAAUUAUGGAAUAUAGAUACUACAAAAAAAAUUUCAAAAUUGAAAUAUUUUUCAUUAACUUCGACUUCAAGAACAUCUUAUUAUCAUGAACUUGUUCCAUUAUUUCGUCGAAUGACAAAUCUCGAAGAAUUAACAUUAUUUCUUUUCGUGAAAAGAAUCAAAUCGACUUAUAUUGAUGGAAUUCAUUUAAAUGAUGAAAUUCUCAUUCAUAUGCCACGAUUAAAUAAAUUUACUUUUAGUAUAACUACUCUUGUUUGUAAUAGAAACAGCAAUAUUAUCCUUCCUUCAAAUGAUGAUAUUCAACGUAGUUUUAUUGAAAGAAAAUAUCAACAAAUUGGUUCAUAUGCGGAUGAUAAUACAAUGAAAAUUAGAGCUCGAUGUCAUAUUUAUUCACUUCCAUAUCAAUUUGAUAUGUUUCAUAAUGUGACUAAUUCUUUUAAAGGUGCCAUAUUUGAUAAAGUUCGAUCGGUGAUAAUUAUUGAUGAUAUACGUCCUUUUGAAUAUGAAUUUUCCCGAAUUAUCUCACAAUCUUUUCCUUUUCUUCAAACAUUAUCGAUACAAAAUAAUGAACCACAAAAAUAUAAAAAAUAUUUAUUUAAAUUUAUUACAUUUCCUCAUCUUAAUGUUCUCAAUCUUGAAUUGGCACACAUUGAUUAUAUUGAACAAUUUCUCUUUGAAAGAAAGACUCAUUUACCUUGUUUGUUACAUCUCACAAUCCAAUAUGAUUCAUUAGUUAUGAUAACAAACAAUUUUACCAAUAAUCCAACAUAUUUCAAUUUUGCAAAGUUGAAAACUCUUCUUACAGAUAAGGCUUUUGUUCGUCCAGAAAAUUUUCAUUUAUAUUUUCCUCGAUUAUAA
Rotaria sp. Silwood2 is the source of this 1545-nucleotide messenger RNA. NCBI's taxonomy places the organism in Eukaryota, Metazoa, Rotifera, Eurotatoria, Philodinida, Philodinidae. The record is from the annotation of a GenBank genome assembly.